AUGUAUGUUAAAGAUUUGUUUGGAUGGUUUCAUGACAAAAUACAUAAUUAUAAUCUAUUUAUACCUGAUGAAGAUGAAAAUGAAGAUGAAAAUAAUCUCGAAGAAAAUCAUGAUAUUAUUUUAAAAAAUCAAAUAUAUGCAACUCGAGUUUAUGUCCCACUUCUUACCAUAAUUCUUUAUAUUCUUUUCUUUAUUUCUUUAAUGAAUUCUCAAGCUCGAUUAUAUUCAAUAUCAAAUAUAACUCCUGACCUUUUUACUAAACUUCAUUAUGAAUAUGGACAAUCUCUUUCAUGCCCAUGCACAACAACAAAUAUUCCUUAUAAUAAAUUUACUUCAACAAUAAUUACAUAUAAGCCAAUAUGUUCAAGUAUCUUUGUUAGUGAACAAUGGAUUAAAGCAUUAUAUAUGCCAAAUUCAAGUACAUAUUUAGUUAUGGAUUUUCGAACAACAGCUUCAUCUCAAUUUGAAAUUCUUUCUGCUCUUUGUUCAAUUGCACAAAAUAUAGUUUAUCAAUCUCUGGUUGAUUUUAAUGAAAUUCAACUUGUUACACUUGAACUUCUGCAAGAAAAUCAAAUAGAAUCUCAAAUAGAUGACAAUAUUAAAGUCAUUAAUUCUAAAACACUUGUUCAAUUUGUUUCACCACUGAACUUCUUACAAAUAAUAACUCAAUCAAAUUCUUUUAUAUCGGCUCUUAAUACGAAUGUAGCAGUUAAAAUACAAAUUAAUAAUGGAUUACCACAAAUAAAUGUUAAUCCCUCGAUGUAUGUCGAUAAAAAUGCUUCUACACCUUGGGCUGCUGUGUGGGGUUCACCUUGUUCCUUCAAACAUGCUACAGUUCCAUCUGGUUUCUAUUCAUUAUCAGAAUAUGAAAGUGUAAUGAAUCAUCGAUAUUGGCCAUAUUAUCCACCUUAUUUUGAACCAAUAGCUUCUUCAACAGUUGAUGGAUUUUUUGGAGGAUGUACUCCCCUAGAUGCUAUUCUUUCAAGUACACUUGAUUGUCUUUACAAUAUUAGUUGUCUUGAAAUAUUUAUCAAUUAUUUUCCAGGUCUUAAUCAAACAGAUUUUAAUAUGAGUAAUAUUGUUUUAUCUUCAAAUGAAAAAAUUAUUUCUUUGAAAGAUAGUUUAAAUAAUUCAUUUAUUGAAAACUGGUCAACAAAAAUGAAUUAUUCAGAUUAUUUUUCUCAAUGUGCUCCUACAGUAUGCACAUAUACAAAAAAGGAUUAUACGAAUCUUUCUCAUAUAAUAACAUUAUUACUUAGUUUAUAUGGCGGUCUUACGAUUAUAUUACGUGUUAUGAUUGGAUUCUCAAUUAAAAUUUAUUCAAAAAUCAAACAUCGUUCAUUAAAUACAAAUAAUAAUAAUAAUAAUAAAUAUCUUUUAACAUAUAUUUGGAUAUUUAUUCGAUGGAUAAAACACUUAAAUCUUUUUAAGUCACAAAAAAAUCAAAUAAUAAACACAGCUGAACGACAACGUAUUAUUACAAGAAUAUAUUUAGUUUUUCUCACAAAUUCCAUUGUUAUUCUCAUUCUAUUCACAUGGAUGAAUAAUGAAACAGUAACAGUAAACGUACCAAAUCCAUCAUUAGCAACAUAUAAACAUUUACAAAAUUUAUAUCCAAAUGUUCUUAAAUGUCCUUGUUUAAAUGUAACAACACCUUAUAAUAAGUUUAUGUCAGUAUCACCAACUUUUCAUCAAAUAUGUUCAAGUGAAUUUGUUAGUGAAACAUGGAUAACAGCUUUAUUUUCUCUGGACAGUAUUGAGUCAUUUGCAUUACAAUAUGGAGAAAUUUCAACAUUUCCUUUAUGGUAUGGUUUAGAUGGUAGACAUUUUCGUUUAUUAUCAACUCUUUGCCAAUUGGCUAAUGAAACGAUUAUUGAUGCUAUUCAUAGUUUUGAUAUACAAUUUCUCAUUGGUUUAAAUGUUCUUACUGAACUUGAUUUUAAUGCUCAAACGGAAACAACAUUUAAUCAAUUUAUUCAAUCAUUAAUUUCGAAUUUUGAUCUUCUUGUUAAUAUGACACAUCUUUUUACUCAAGUAGAUCAACCUUAUACAACAUUUGACAAUUCAAAUUUAACAGUUAGUUCAACAAUAGAUAAUAUAACUAAUCAACAAUCUUUACGGGUGACAUUUAAUUUAACUGGCAUUCAAGAUACGAAUUCGACAAGUGGUAACUGUAUAUGUGCUAGUAAUCCUAAUUGUCAAAGUUCCGUAAUUCCGCCCGAUUGGAUUCAAAGUAACUAUGAAUAUUCUGAACAUUACCCUUCAAAUCAUAUAAUACCAGGAAUGAUUCAGGGAUGUUUUACAAUUGAUACUCUUCUUCUUUCAUCACUCGAAUGUUAUUAUUUACACUCUUGUUUAUCAAUCUUAUAUAAUUUAUUAAGUGGAUUAUUUCACGAUUAUGAAUAUGACUUAGAAUGGUCUCCAAUAAAUCCUCUCAUAUACAAUUCAUCGUCUAGUCAUUUUUUUCCAAAUACAUCACUUUCAUUAAUAAUAAAUGAAAUGCUGAUUGAACAAUGGAAUCCUUUAUCUUCAUUUGAACAUUACUAUGAAUCGUGUGCACCUAUUUAUUGUAGUUAUACUUAUACAACACAUACCAUUACUUUUAUUGCAAUGAUUAUUAAAUUGGUUUCAACUAUUGGUGGUCUCAUUCUUAUAUUACGACUAAUCACACCUCAACUUGUCAAAUUCGUUUAUAAAAUCUUAACACGACAUACCAGAAGACAAGAUCAAGAAAUUAAUUCUAAUUUAUUCAAUCGAAUUAAAAUAUUCUUAUGCAAUACGAUGAGAUUUUUAUCGGUAACAUUAAUUAAUUUGAAUAUAUUUCCAAAACGAUCUUUUGCAAAUAAUAUCAAUCAUAUGAAAGCUCAACAUCUUGGCCGAUUAUCUACUCGUCUUUAUAUUGUCCUUCUUAUUAUUGUUAUAGCUAUUCUUAGUUUAUAUACAAUAAUUCAACCACAAAUUUUAACAAAAAGUUUUUCUCAACCAUCUUUUAAAACUUACAAUGAUCUUUUAACUCAUCAUAGUUCAACCAUUCAGUGUCCGUGUUCAUCUAUUUCAUCAACUUAUAAUCAAUUUAUUAAUAUUGAACCUAUAUUUCAUCAGAUUUGUUCAAGUUCAUUUAUCUCUGAUGAAUGGCGUACAUAUAUUACAAAAGAUCUUGUUUCUGAUCUUUCUAUCUAUAAUAUUCAAGAUUAUCGUCGUUUUAUCACACCCCAUUUACAAUUUCUUUCUGGUUUAUGUGGUCUCUCAAUUCAAUCAGUAAAUGAUUCAAUUAAUCAAUUUCUUUCUUCAACAUUAGUUACUGUCGAACUUCUUUCUGAAACAAGCUUUCGUACACAAAUUGAUCUACUUAUUAAACAAAGUAAGUCUAAUGCUCCUAUAACAUUUACUCGUCUUCUUUCUUUAAUUCGAACAAUAAAUCAUGGCAAUGCUAUAAUAUCCUCUUACGGAACUAAUUUUGAAUUUAUUGAUCCUUGGAAAGAUUUAAAUCUUUCAAUGGCAAUUACUCAUGCAAUUACUUAUGAUAAUGAAUGUUCUUGUGCAUUAAUUUCAAAUUGUACAACUCAAGCUAAUUUUAUUAAUGAAAAUUCAUUGGAAAUGCUGCCAAUAAAAGGUUUAAAAAUCGGUUGUACACCAAGUGAAUCAUUUUUAUCGUCAACAUUGGAAUGUUUUUAUGAUUUAUCAUGUAUUCAUUUUCUCGAAGAACAAAUGAAUACUACUCAUACAAAUAAUUCUAUGAUAAAUCUUUCUUCACCACUUUCAUUAAAUUUAAGUCAAUAUCCAAUGAAUAUUUCAAUAUUAAAUCUUGUUCAAGAUCUUUUUAUUGAGAAUUGGUUAACAAAUAUUAGUUAUUCAUUAUAUUAUAAUCAAUGUUCUCCAGCAUCAUGUUUAUACACAUAUAUUCAACAGCUUAAUUCACUUUAUACAAUGUCAAUUUUACUUGGUUUAUAUGCUGGACUUUCAUUUAUUUUAAAAAUGAUUUGUCCAAAUAUAAUUUCUAUUAUAGAUAAAAUUUAUUGGUAUAAAAAGAAGAAGAAAAAUAUUAUUGAACCUGCAUGCACUGUUGAAAUGACAAAUAUUAAACCAAUUACUACAAGAUUGACAAAUAUUGAACCAAUUACUACAGGGUUGACUAAUAUAGAUAUUUACAAUACAAUUGAUAAUCCAAAAUCUUUAUCAGCAACUACCACGACAAAAAUACUCUCAAAACUAAUGUUAUGUUUUAUAUUUGGUAUUAUUUUAUUAGUAUUUAUGAUUAUAUCUAUUAUUAUCACAUUUAUUUUUCUUAAUCGACAACAAGAGACUUACAAUAUACCAACAAUAUCUUCAAUAAACACAGCAAUCAUUCCAACAACGGACAUUAAUAUUUUAACAACAACAGUUUCACCUCCUACAGAAUCAAUUUGUCAAUUAACGUUUCAACAUAUAAUUUUAUAUAACAAUAGUGAUGGUUUUGAACCUCCCUCAUUUAUUAUUAACGAUUUUAAUGGUGAUAAUCAUUCAGAUAUUGCUGUUACUAAUUGUGUUUAUAAUAUUGUGAAUAUAUGGUCUGGAAAUGGUAAUGGAUCAUUUGAUUUUAAAACGACCUUUUCUACUGGCGGAUUAUGCCCAUUUGCAAUCGAUGUUGGUGAUUUUAAUAGGGAUGGACUUUUAGAUUUUGUUGUCAUCAAUGCACAUUCUAAUAACAUAGUUAUAUUAUUUGCAAAUACGAAUGGAACUUAUCAAGUGAGACAAACACUUACUAGACGUCGACUUAUACCGCUUUCAGUUGUUAUUGGUGAUUAUGAUAAUGAUGGUUAUCUAGAUCUUGCUGCUACCAAUUUUGAUAAUAUAUUAAUAUUUUUUAGUGAUAAUAAUGGAACAUUCGGAACACCAUUAACAUUUUGUGCGGAUAUUUGCCAGCAGUUGUUAUCAAUAGCUGUCGGUGAUUUUAAUAACGAUGGUCGAUUAGAUCUUGCUGUCACCGAUCAUUCUGGUCCUUACGGUAACAAUACACUCAUUGAGUACGCAUAUAUAUUACUCAAUAAUGGCAGUGGAUAUUUUAACACAUUAAUGAGCUAUGCUGUCGGAAAACUUAGUCUACCGAACUCAAUUGCUGUCCAUGAUUUUAAUAAUGACAACCAAAUGGAUCUAGUUAUUGCUAAUACUUGGGCAAGUAAUGUAGUUAUAUUAUUAGGAAGUACUAAUGGUACUUUUUUUACACAAAUGCCACACUCAACUGGAAGUGUAAGUGAACCGGAUUCCGUUAUUGCUGGUGAUUUGAAUAAUGAUGGUCUACAAGAUUUUGCUGUUACUAAUACUUACACGAACAAUAUAGGUAUAUUUUUUGGUAUUGGUAAUGGGAGUUUUCGCACACAAACUAGUGUAUUUACUGGAGCAAGUAGUGCUCCUUAUGCAUUGGCUUCAGGUGAUUUCAAUGGCGAUGGUAAAUUAGAUCUUGUUAUAAGUGAUAUUGCACUGAAUACUAUUAGUAUCUUAUUGAAUACAUGCCAUUGUUGUUCACCUUAA
Molecule: messenger RNA, 5508 nt
Organism: Adineta steineri
Lineage: Eukaryota; Metazoa; Rotifera; Eurotatoria; Adinetida; Adinetidae
Source: the annotation of a GenBank genome assembly